ACUUAACAGCCGCCACUGAUAUAACAGCCGCCACUGGACAAGCGGACUUAACAGCCGCCACUGGACAAGCGGACUUAACAGCCACAGAGGGAGAAACUGCCAAGCGUUCGUUUACAAAUAAAGAGAAGCAGCCAACGACCAGCAACAAAAAAAACAGACGCAGCAAAAGCAAGAGCGUUAACGAUCGGAGCACUGCCGAUCGUUUGAUGAUGACGAAACCCAAUAAACAACAAUAACAAGAAAAGAGAGCAGCAGGCAGCAGUGUCAUGACGCCAACGCCGCCAGAGACGAUGUCAGAGAGAACGAGCCAAAACAAAGAAGAGAAACCAACACGCGAAUCAUGGAUGCCGGGCAGGGGGUCAAAGCGAACAAUUAAGAAAGAUGUGAAUCCAACGCAACCACCACCAACACCGCUUCUACCCCCGCCAUCCGAAGAGAAAUCCAAGCAGAUGGGGGUACCGCGAGAGCCAAAGCAAACCACAAAUCAUGAGAAACCGCCGUCGUUACCGGCGACACAGCCACGAGUCGGCUCCAGCCGAGUGGGCAGCUCCGUACUGAUAAUGGCCCCCGACGAACUGCUCGAUGCAUAUGAGCAGGCGGUGCUGGAGGCCGAGGCCGAGGAGGAGAGCGAGCAGAGCGAAAACGAGCGUCGCGAAUCGCAGCGCAGCGGUAGCAACAGAAAACUCAGUCCACUCUCGACGCUCGAAGCCGUUCGUGACGGCCUCCUCUUUAUAUUCGGCAAACUCUUAAGAUUCGUACGGCGCCUCGACAUGCAUGGAGGCGGUACCGGGAACAACAUCAACUUCGUGGAGGGGCUCAUCGACUUCCUGGCGGGCUCAUUGGGCGGGGCCGCACAGGUGUAUGUCUCGCAGCCGCUGGACACGGUCAAGGUGAAGCUGCAGACCUUCCCGGAGGCCUAUAAAGGAAUGUUCGACUGUUUCGUGAGCACGUAUCGCAAGGAUGGCAUAUUCCGGGGCCUGUAUGCGGGUUCCCUGCCCGCCGUCGUGGCCAAUGUGGCCGAAAACUCGGUGCUAUUUGCCGCCUACGGCGGGUGCCAGAAGUUUGUCGCUUUCAUGGUCAACAAAGAGACGACCGGCGAGCUGACGACCACCCAAAAUGCCUGUGCCGGCUCCCUGGCCGCCUGCUUUUCCACGCUCACCCUCUGCCCCACGGAGCUGAUCAAAUGCAAGCUCCAGGCCUUGCGCGAAAUGAAGCACUUUAUCGAGCCCAGUCAUCCGCAGGAUAUGCGUACGCCAUGGUCCCUCACGCGGUACAUUUGGCGCACGGAAGGCUUGCGCGGCUUCUAUCGCGGCUUGAGCUCGACAUUCAUGCGUGAGAUGCCCGGCUAUUUCUUCUUCUUUGGCAGCUACGAAGGCACCAGAGAAUUUCUGCGGAGGAACAAUCAAACCAAAGAUGAAAUCGGACCAUUGCGCACAAUGGUGGCGGGCGCCAUUGGCGGCGUCUGUCUGUGGACCUCCACGUUUCCCGCCGACGUAAUCAAGAGCCGCAUCCAGGUGAAGAACCUCAAUGCCAGCAUGUACGCCGUCGGUCGUGAGAUUGUACAAAACGAGGGCGUCCUGGCACUCUACCGCGGUCUGCUGCCCUCCGUUCUCCGCACCAUACCGGCCACGGCCACACUCUUUGUCGUUUACGAGUACACCAAGCGAGCGCUUCAUGGCACCCUCUAACGACACCUGGUGGCGCGGGCGGUCGCCGUCAUCGUUGUCGUCUUCAUUGCCAUAACUCUUACGCGCCGUUUUUUUUUUGUCGUUUAGUUAGAUAAUUUGUAUAUAUUUAGUGUGUGUGGCCUCCGUCUGUGUACAUUAUUCAGAUAUCAUAUGACUGACUAUAUAUCCAUGCUGUUUGCAAUCGAUGUUGAUUUUCUGAAUGUUUGGAUUGCUGAUCCGCGGAUCCUGGUCUUAGAUCCCGGCCGCCUGGCGCAGGCGUCGCUUAAGAAAGUCACGUCGAUCCGCGAAUGUUUCCAGUUCGCGCCACUCGUUCCAAUUCAUCUACGGAAAGCCAAUGGGUAUUAGUAUUUUAUGGUAUAUGUAGUUUAAGUAAAUAAAGAUAUGUACAAUAGAUGUAAACAAA
Messenger RNA from Drosophila guanche, 2091 nucleotides. RefSeq names its product mitochondrial ornithine transporter 1. The coding region runs from base 267 to 1688 and encodes 473 amino acids. Gene Ontology annotation, biological process: mitochondrial L-ornithine transmembrane transport. The record is from RefSeq and is a predicted model, not a curated record. The transcript has 5 exons. Gene Ontology annotation, molecular function: L-ornithine transmembrane transporter activity. Lineage: Eukaryota; Metazoa; Arthropoda; Insecta; Diptera; Drosophilidae.